Messenger RNA from Penicillium griseofulvum, 3426 nucleotides. Its product is annotated as plasma-membrane proton-efflux P-type ATPase. The coding region runs from base 1 to 3426 and encodes 1141 amino acids. Lineage: Eukaryota; Fungi; Ascomycota; Eurotiomycetes; Eurotiales; Aspergillaceae. Gene Ontology annotation, molecular function: ATP binding; P-type proton-exporting transporter activity; ATP hydrolysis activity. The transcript has 4 exons. Gene Ontology annotation, cellular component: plasma membrane. The record is from RefSeq and is a predicted model, not a curated record. Gene Ontology annotation, biological process: regulation of intracellular pH; proton export across plasma membrane.
AUGGACCCACGAAACGCGCCGCUCAGAAGUCAUCCACCUGACAAACCCGCAACUAAAGACAACGCUGAAGACGAACUUUCAUCUUCCGCUACUCUUCCGCCGCCUGGAAGUGAGCAACGGGGCCGUUACCAGGAACGUGUCCAGCAACACUACCGAUCUUUUAGUCCCUUUAAGCGACGAGGCCAUUCCGAGCUGCCUCCAAUCCAGACCAGUGGCCUGGGACAAUUCAUUGCAAAGUCCUCGACUGGCCCGUUGGGUACUUCGGACUUGGGUUUCGGCGGAGAGCAAUCUUCCCUGUCCAAAGAGCUUGGCAAACCUGAUGUUCACUCUGACAAGGCCGCUAUUCCUAACAAGGAACAACAUGGCGACAGUCAUACCGAGCACAAUAGUUCGCUGGACGAGAAAGAUAGGGAGGCAUAUCGGAUGUUUCGUGAAAGCCUCAGCAGCCUCGAUGACUCUUCCGGUGAGGAAGAAGGCGAACAGCGCGACAGCCUGGUAGCCGAGAAGAAAGAUCAACUUAGACUGUUUCGUUCCAGCCUGCUUGCUGGUGCCAAGGCCCAGGAAGAUCGACGCGGUCGUUCCAGGCGCAAGCUGACACCACCUGAUGAUCAUCCUCAAAUCGAUUCCAAUGUGGCUUCCGAAUUCGAAACGCAUGAUUCCACCAUCAGCGAGAGCAAAGAUUACGUCGCUGGGGUUCAGGAAAAUGACGACCUUUCCCUCCCCGAGACGUCGAAGCCCCCUACCUCUUCCCAGGGAGAAGGCGAACAGUCUCUGGAUGACCUGCUUGAUGAUCUUCAUGCCGAAGAUGGAGACGAGCCUGACAUGGACGCAGUCACUAUUCAGAGUGGGGAGGUUUGCGCAAUCCCUCCUGAGAUGCUGGAAACUAAGGCCGAGGAGGGCCUCAGCGACGCAGAGGUGGCGGUUCGGCGCAAGAAGUAUGGCUGGAAUCGUCUGAAGGAACAGAAACGGAACCAUAUUAUCAAUUUCAUCUUGUUAUUCCAUGGCCCUGUCCAGUGGGUUAUGGAGGUUACCAUCUUGCUAGCCGCCGGCUUGGCAGAUUGGAUUGAUUUCGGAAUAAUCUGCGGUCUGCUCGUAUUGAAUGCCGUGGUCGGAUUUGUCCAGGAGUACCAGGCUGGCAACAUUAUCGACCACCUCAAGAAAAGUCUUGCCCUGAUGACUAAGGUCGUUCGUAACGGUUCCACCGUGGAGAUAGGUGCUGAAGAGGUCGUUGUUGGCGACAUCGUUUACGUGGAAGACGGCACAAUCAUUCCGGCAGAUGGCAGACUCAUAGGUGACAAAGCCAAUAUUCAGGUUGAUCAGUCUGGAAUUACGGGAGAAUCUCUCGCCGUGGAUAAGCAUAAAGGGGAUUUUCUGUUUUCUUCUUCGGCUGUCAAACGUGGGACUGGGUUCAUAGUUGUGACUGCCAUUGGUGAUCGUACCGCCGUCGGAAAUACAGCCGUCCUGGUUAACAAGGCUGGCAAUACCACUGGCCACUUUACCCGCGUCUUGCGCGACAUGGCCGAUGUUCUGCUGUUGCUGGUGUUUUUCACCCUCUUAGUUGUGUGGGUCAGCAGUUAUUAUCGUUCAAACCCAAUUGUCCAGAUACUCGAGUUCACGCUUGCGAUCACCGUCGUCGGGGUCCCAGUCGGCCUUCCCGUGGUUGUCACGACAACAAUGGCCGUUGGUGCAGCUUACCUAGCAAAGCGUCAGGCCAUCGUGAAAAGGCUCUCGGCAAUUGAGUCGUUGGCUGGAGUGGAGAUCCUCUGUUCGGACAAGACUGGAACACUGACACGUAACAGACUGACAUUGGGAGAGCCAUAUCUUGCUCCUGGAAUGGAUGCCGAACAGCUUAUGCUGGUUGCCUGUCUCGCGGCCAUUCGAAAGAAGGGCGGAAUUGAUCCCAUCGACAAGGCAUUCCUGAAGGAUCUCCGCAAGUACCCGUGGGCCAAAUCUCAAAUUCCCCUGUACAAGACUCUCGAGUUCACUCCGUUUGAUCCAGUGUCAAAGAAGGUGACUGCAUAUGUGCAAGCUCUGGAUGGUGAGAAGAUCAUCUGUGUGAAGGGUGCUCCCAUGACGAUCCUGAGAACAGUGGAGAAGGACACGACACUGUGUGACCAGUUUUUCGCCGAGUACGAGGAAAAGGUCAAUGAGUUUGCUAGCCGAGGAUUCCGUGCACUGGGUGUUGCCCGCAAGCGCCAAGGCCGCCCCUGGGAGAUUCUGGGAAUCAUGCCAUGCUUGGACCCCCCACGCCACGACACUGCUAAGACAGUGGCCGAGGCCCAAGAGCUGGGACUAUCUGUCAAGAUGCUCACCGGAGAUGCGGUUGCCAUUGCGCGCGAGACGGCGCGUAGACUCGGACUUGGAACGAAUAUCUACAACGCUGAACGACUUGGUCUCACCGGCGCCGGCUCUAUGUCUGGCUCGGAGGUGAAUGACUUUGUCGAGGCCGCUGACGGGUUCGCAGAAGUGUACCCACAGCACAAGUACAGUGUGGUAGAGAUCCUUCAGCGACGCGGCUAUCUGGUGGCAAUGACUGGCGACGGUGUGAACGAUGCUCCUUCUCUGAAGAAGGCAGACACGGGUAUUGCAGUCGAGGGCGCAUCCGAUGCGGCCCGCUCUGCUGCUGAUAUUGUCUUCUUGGAACCUGGCUUGUCCACCAUUAUCGAGGCCAUCAAGAUCGCUCGCCAAAUCUUCCACCGUGUGUACUCAUAUGUUGCGUUCCGAAUUGCUUUGUCCAUUCACCUGGAACUCUUCUUAGGGCUCUGGAUGGUGAUCAAGAAUGAGACCCUUGACCUCCGCCUUAUUGUCCUCCUUGCCAUCUUUGCCGACGUUGCGACCUUGGCCAUUGCUUAUGACAAUGCAUCUUAUUCUCAGUCUCCUGUCAAAUGGAACCAGCCCAGACUCUGGGGAGAAUCAAUUGUCUUGGGGUUCAUUCUGGCAGCCGGCACAUGGGUGACCCUGGGCACUAUGCUGUUGCAAGGCAAGAACGGUGGUGUUAUCGAAGGCUGGGGUUCGCGAGAUGAGGUCCUGUUCCUUGAGAUUGCUCUGACCCAGAGCUGGUUAAUUCUGAUAACCCGCGUCAGUGGAGCUGGUACUGAUAACGGAUUUUCCUGGGCUAAUCGCCCAUCGCUUUACCUCGUCGCUGCGGUGUUUGCUGUCAAUCUGACUGCAACCCUGAUGGCCGCAUAUGGUGCCUUUGGUCAAGCCACAUCCUGGCCAACUGUCGUCCGUGUGUGGGUUCUUUCCUUCGGAGUGUCAUGUGUGAACGCACUGGCUUACCUUGUGAUGCAUAAUUCCCAACGUUUCGACAACCUGAUGCACGGAAAAGGUCCGCGUAAGGGGGAUAGAGAGCGCUCCUGGGAAGACAUCGGUCUCAACAUGCAGCGACUGACCAAGCUCCAUGAGAAGCAUGAAAAGUGCAGCUAG